Anopheles merus is the source of this 2081-nucleotide messenger RNA. RefSeq names its product probable G-protein coupled receptor Mth-like 5 (gene mthl5). Gene Ontology annotation, molecular function: transmembrane signaling receptor activity. Lineage: Eukaryota; Metazoa; Arthropoda; Insecta; Diptera; Culicidae. Bases 423 to 1904 code for a protein of 493 amino acids. Gene Ontology annotation, cellular component: membrane. Gene Ontology annotation, biological process: cell surface receptor signaling pathway. The transcript has 4 exons. The record is from RefSeq and is a predicted model, not a curated record.
GCGUGUUUGCUGGUUUGUGCGUUGUUUGCUCGUUUGCCGGCAUUGAGUGUGAUUUUAGCCGUCCGUCGCUGCCCACAUCCGGCCGUAGUCCGGCACAGUUUGCAGAACAAAACAAAUCAUCCUACGGCGAUAGAACGAUGACGAUGCACUGCAGCUAAGAGUCAACUGGAACUACGGUUAUGUCUUUGAAUGUCCCUGCCCCGUCCAAACCAUCUUUCACACAGCAGCGGAGGAGGGGAGCGCGGAACCGUUCAUCAUUCUCGUGACAAAACGAGAAAAUACACAACAGCGAAUCUCAACACCCGCUCAACAUCAGCUAAUCUCGCCAACUUUCCCCCACGAUCCACCACCCAGUGCAUUUAGUGUAUUGCACGUUGUUGUGUUUCACUGCGCUGCGUGAGCGCGACCUAUAGAUACGCAAGAUGCCAGCAACAGCAGCCACCAUCCCAGUGACGGCCGUCAUCGCCAUUGCCGUUACAUUCCUUGCCGUACUGGUUGGCCGGACCGAUGCGACUACAACUUCGCCGGUGCGAGUAAACAAAUGCUGCGAGAAGUUUGAGGUUGUGUACGACGGAAAGUGUACGGUCGCUUCCACCGUAAAUGCUACCGUAUGGAAGCCGGAGUUCAUUGGUCGAAAAGGCGAACGGAACGUGCAGGUCGACAACUAUCGUUUCAUCAUUGGCCUGCCGGACUGUGGCACGAAACAAAAGUUCAACAUCUACGAAUAUCACGACAGCUACGACAAAUUGAUUCUCUUUCCGGACGGUCAGCUACGGCAUCUGAUCCUGCGCCAUCACAGCUCGAUGCAGGGCAGCGUCGGAAGCUAUCUCGACGAGGAUUACAUCGAUGCCGGUGACAGUAAUGUGCCGCUGCUGCAGUACGACUACGAGCAGGGGCUGUACUGUAUGGAUCGCGCUAUCGGAAUCGCCGGCGAGGCCGGCGGCGAACUGAUGGAGGGCUUGAUAGCGAAGGUAUGUUCACCGAAGGAGGAAACGCAUUGGACCGACAGUGAUGUGAUGCUGCGGAAGAUUAUCAACCCGAUCUGCCACGGGAUCGCAAUGAUCAUACUGCUCGUCGUGGCGAUCAUCUACUUCGUGCUGCCGACGCUGCGCGAUCUCGUCGGCAAUAUGGUGACAACGAUCACGAUGUCCUUGAUCGUGAGCCAGGCGGCCGAUCUGGUGCGCAUCUUCACCGAGUUCAGCAAUCACGUGAGCUUCCUGAUUGCGGACCUGUUCUUCUACGUCAGCCUGCUUGGCGCCUUCUUUUGGCUGAAUGCGAUGGGCUACUACAUCUGGAAGAUGUUUCGCACGCGCAACGUUUUUCUGCGGGUCAGCGACGGCCGGAAGUACUGCUGGUACUCGGGGUACGCCUGGGGCUGUACCGGCACGAUGGCGGCCAUUGCCGUGUUUGCUCACUACUUUCUCGACCUGCCCGGAAGCAAUCGCAGCGUGGCUGGUGCGGACACCCACCAAAGCGCACGGGAAAGCUUUUUCGAGGGACAAGACAACAUCAGCUGGCUGGGCAUUGCCGUGUUCUUUACCCCGAUCGCGUUCAUCAUCAUCGUGAACAUAUUCUUCUUCGUCACAACGCUGCGCUUUAUCAAUCGGAUGCACACGUACGGACGGAUUCAUCAUAAGCUACGGUGCAGCUUCGUGAUGUUCACGCUCAUCUUCGCCACCAUGAGCGUCUCCUGGUUGUUUCUCAUACUUUCCUGGCUACACUUUGACGGGCUGCUGUACAUGCACAUAAUCGCGAAUGCGUUACAGGCGCCCUGCAUCCUCUACAUUUGCGUGCUGCGUCAAAAGCAUGUCACAUUCCUAGUGAAAUCGUGCUUCCGCGACCAAGCACCUCAGACGACCGAGUGGGGCGACGAGAUGACAUACAUGAACGGUGGUGAUUACUAGCGUGGUGUGUGUCUUGGGGCGCAUGAUAAAUGUAAAUGCGUACAUCGAUACUAAGCGACCUUUCCAUUAGCCGCGGUGUAACAGUUCGAUUUCAAUCACUCACUCCAUCAAUCGUUGAUGUGAAGAUAAUUCUCAGUAAAAUUGGAGUAGAAUCCCCGUUUUGAUAUUUCAUAUGCA